Molecule: messenger RNA, 2859 nt
Organism: Loxodonta africana (African savanna elephant)
Lineage: Eukaryota; Metazoa; Chordata; Mammalia; Proboscidea; Elephantidae
Gene: NDRG3
Product: NDRG family member 3
Exons: 16
Coding region: 134-1258 (374 amino acids)
Biological process (GO): signal transduction
Cellular component (GO): cytoplasm
Source: RefSeq, a predicted model, not a curated record
UCAAUGCGCCUGCGCGGCCGCAGAGCCUCCCCCGCCCCUCUAUUUGUGGCCUCUGUUGCUGCACUGACGGCGGUUGCCUGCGUCUCAGAGUUACUGAUUAAUUCUUGAGAACCCUCUGCUCUCAUCUGUCCUCAUGGAUGAACUUCAGGAUGUUCAACUCACAGAGAUCAAACCACUUCUAAAUGAUAAGAAUGGUACACGAAAUUUCCAGGACUUUGACUGUCAGGAACAUGACAUAGAAACAGCUCAUGGUGUGGUCCAUGUCACUAUAAGAGGCAUACUGAAAGGAAACAGACCAGUUAUUUUGACGUAUCAUGACAUUGGCCUCAACCACAAAUCCUGUUUCAAUGCGUUCUUUAACUUUGAGGAUAUGCAAGAGAUCACCCAGUACUUUGCUGUCUGUCAUGUGGAUGCCCCAGGCCAACAGGAAGGUGCAGCCCCUUUCCCAACAGGGUACCAGUACCCCACAAUGGAUGAGCUGGCCGAAAUGCUGCCUUCUGUUCUUACCCACUUAAGUCUGAAAGGCAUCAUUGGGAUUGGAGUUGGAGCUGGAGCCUACAUCCUCAGCAGAUUUGCACUCAGCCAUCCAGAGCUUGUGGAAGGCCUUGUGCUCAUUAACGUUGACCCCUGUGCUAAAGGCUGGAUCGACUGGGCAGCUUCCAAACUCUCAUGCCUGACAACCAAUGUUGUGGACAUUAUUUUGGCUCAUCACUUUGGGCAAGAAGAGUUACAGGCCAACAUGGACUUGAUUCAAACCUACAGACUUCAUAUUGCCCAGGAUAUCAACCAAGAAAACCUACAGCUGUUCCUGAGCUCCUAUAAUGGACGCAGAGACCUAGAGAUUGAAAGACCCUUGCUGGGCCAAAACGGUAACACAAAAACAUUAAAGUGUUCUACAUUACUGGUGGUAGGGGACAGUUCACCUGCAGUUGAGGCUGUGGUUGAAUGCAAUUCUCGCCUGGACCCUAUAAAUACAACUUUGCUAAAGAUGGCAGACUGUGGGGGAUUGCCCCAAGUGGUCCAGCCUGGGAAGCUCACCGAGGCCUUCAAGUACUUUUUACAGGGAAUGGGCUACAUACCAUCUGCCAGCAUGACUCGACUUGCCCGGUCACGAACCCAUUCAACCUCGAGUAGCCUGAGCUCUGGAGAAAGUCCCUACAGCCGGUCUCUCAUCAGCAAUCAAUCAGAUGGAACUCAAGGAGUCCCUGAGUCCUCUGAGGACCCAGACAAACAGGAGACCAUGGAGGUGUCCUGCUAAGCAGAUGCCCCUCCCUUGGACCACGCAGAUCCAUCUGAUCACUCCAUAAUACAACAUUUCAUCCAGCAAACUGGCAUCUACCAUUUUUAACUCAUGCAUGGCCACUGAAUCCCUCUCUCUCUGGUAGCCUGAAUUGAUCAUUCUCUCUGCCCGCCCACCCCCUUUUUUGUAUGUAUCAAGAACUACGUCCAUGCCAUUACUAUAACAUUCCAACAUCUUUAGCGGGUCAAAUCUCUGUAUCUUCUCUUUCCAGCUUUGUCCUGCGCUCCGAUAAGAUUCUUUGAUCCCAACUCCGUGUGUGUGCGAGCACACAUCUCUGUGUUUGUGUGUACAUAGUCCUGUGAUUUUAGACACGCUUUCUUGUAGAGCUUCUGCAAAAAACAAAAAAAGGGACUUUUUUUGCAUUUUCAAUGAUGUUUUUAGGGGAAAUGUGCAGAACAGAUUUCUCUGUUGUGUAGGCCACUGCAUUCUCUUUUGGUUCCAAGUUGGUCAAUAAGAUUUGCAAAGUGACUUCAGAAAGGGGAAAUUCUGAGAAAUGUGGAAGGUCACAAUUACUGUUUGGACCUCUGAUUGAUUGUGACCAAUAAGAGGGUGCCUAUAAUAUAGAGGGAAACCCUGGUGGUAUAGUGGUUAAGUGCUACGGCUGCUAACCAAAAGGUCGGCAGUUGAAAUCCACCAGGUGCUCCUUGGAAACUCUACUGGGCAGUUCUACUCUGUCCUAUAGGGUCGCUAUGAGUUGGAUUCAACUCGGUGGCGACGGGUUUUUUUGGUUUUAUUACAUAGAGAGGUGGGCAGGGUGACCAGUCACCCCUUUCUCUCCAAAUGAACUCACAAAAUACUAUUCUAUACAUAAAAGGAAGGAUAUAUUCUGCUGGAAGUCCAUGAAAAAUAAGAUUUUGAUACAAUGUGGAGUUUUCCCAAGGUGUGAGUGUGGCUUAAUUACUGGACUCUCUUAGCACAGAAAGGUGGAAAACAAAAUGCCAGGUCUUGGCUCUGCAGGAACAAAACGUCUGUCACUGCAUGUCGGAUGCCACUACUACACAAAGCAUUCAUAAGAAAUGCGUCCCAUGUCUGUAAUGGAGAGAGAGCUUUUUUCCAUCCCUCGGUCCCCAAAAGAGGGAGAGGUAUGGCCUAAAUAUUAUGUAGGUGAUGAGAAAAUGGGUGGAGGAGAGGGACAGACAUUAACAGAAUAUCAUGUUUAAUGAAUAGAAGCCAAAUUUAUUAUCGAACUCAUUUCUGAGAAGGAUUCUUAAUCUCUUGAACUCCCUUUUGUAGUAGGAGAGAAGGGACCAAUCUGUAAGGGCAACCCUGUCCAUGUUUUCAGCCUCCUGUCCACUGCUAUGUGAAGGGUCACAGCUAGCCAGAGAAUAUCGCUGGGAGGAGGGUGAUAGAACCAUGCAGAGACCAUCUGCCACACAGCAAGGGCCCAGCUCCUGAGAGCAUCAGAUGUAAGCUCAGGGUUACACAAGUCUGAAUCUUGGGAAGGGACUUUUCAGACACAUUGUUUGCUUUCUGCUGAGAUAGGGAAUGUGUCAUUCUGUCAGAGUGUGACUUUUUAACAGAUUAUUAAAUAAAGCUGUAUAUGUCUCAUUGUUACCUGA